This is a messenger RNA of Trichomonas vaginalis G3, 390 nucleotides long. RefSeq names its product charged multivesicular body protein family. Lineage: Eukaryota; Parabasalia; Trichomonadida; Trichomonadidae. The transcript has a single exon. The record is from RefSeq and is a predicted model, not a curated record. Bases 1 to 390 code for a protein of 129 amino acids. Gene Ontology annotation, biological process: vacuolar transport.
AUGCAGAAUAACUUGACCAUCCACCUCAAUAAUAUCGAAAGAGGAGAAAUUAAUAAGUUACCAUUAAGUUCUCUUGAUCAAUACAACAAAUUGAUCAAGAACCAAAUUAAUACUAUCGAUAUUGAUCAAGCAGACAAACUAAUUACAGAUAGUAUUGAUCUUAACGAUAAUUUGAACGAAAUAACUUCAACUUUAUCAGAAAACUUAGUAACAUUUGACGAAACAGAACUUGAUGAAGAACUUUCACAGUUAAUGAGAGAGCCAGAACCAGAAAAAAGCUCGAAUUCUUCAUACCUGACAAAUAAUUCAGAAAAGCAUUCCAAAUACUCUAAUACUAUCACACAUGAUGACAACAGUCAAAAGAAAGUCCAAAUUGUCCUCGCUAAAUAA